AUGGCUCACGCUGCGACUCUCAGUGGGCUCGCAGAAGGCCUGAUCACCUCCAUAACUAGCAAGAGGCCGACUGAUGCAGCUUUCUCCCGACUCAGAGACCGUACAGUGAGAGGUCUGCGAGAUCAGAGCCAUCCGCGAACGAAUCAAUUCGCCAUCAAGUCCAGGUACGAUGGAUUGGUCGAGAAGUUUGCAGUCGUGAACCGCGAAGACUUGGCAGACGCCCUGCAAGAGCGACUAGACGAGCUUCCGGCGAGAUCACGAUGGCUGCCAGAGCUUCUGUCAUUACUGCUCGAGCUGUCUGAUAAGCCGGUGAUCAAUACUGCUCUGGAAGGUGUUGACGGUACCGCCAAUCAUGAGGACCUCGACGUUGGCUUGACUUGGGAUGAGAUCGUGGCCGAAGAUCCGCUCAAUGAACCUGGCAUCUGGGAUGAUGUCGACCAUGGCGCCCACUCCAGUGAGGAUGAUUUUGAACCCGAAAUCGACUCUGAGCCGACCAUUUCAACCGAGGCAACGUCCUCGGAUGAGGACGGCCCUGGUGCUGUCGCAAGAUUACACAUCGGGCAAGUCGACCGUAGCGCGCUCACCGAAGUGCAGGACUCACGAAACGUCUGGAAGCCUGAUGCCGACAGGCAGGAGCGACAGGUUAUCUCUGAACUUGCUCUCGCUCGUGAGAUCUUGUCAAUGACACAUGGCCUACCGACCGACUUAUUCGACGUGGACGAAUCCGGGCGUGUCAUGGUUCAGCAGAGCAUAAGCAUGAGCGAUACCAGCACCAAGGUGCUGCUCGACGUGCUACAUCAAGCUUGUCAGACUGGUACCGCGCUCAACUUCUUGCGCCAAUGGACACCCGCCCACUUGGAUCUGGCUUACAUGCAAACCUUGCACGGUGCUAUCGAAAAGUCGCUGUCGGGAUUUAGCGUAAAGCUAGGCGUGAUCGAGCAGACCUUCGCUCAGCCCUCGUCAGGUGCUGUCGUGAGCGUAGCGAGGGUGCAGACACACAUCAGUGAGGUAGCCGGCCCGCUUGUCAAGCUGUCGUCCUUGGCCAGAAAUUCCGCUCAAGCAGCUGGCGGUGGCGCUCAAUUUGCUUUGCUUGACUCUCUAUACACGCAGACAUGCAUAGCUCAGAUGGCGGGUGAUCAGGACACUUUCGAAGCGUUCGCCGGCAUCUUUCUCGCCGGCCUCAAGACAUAUCUACGUUCUGUUGCAAUCUGGAUUGGUUCAGGAGCAGUGGACGCACAGUCUUCCAGCAGCUUCUUUGUCGCCGACGCGAAAGAGUCAUGCCCGCCUGAGGAUCUCUGGCAUGGGCGCUUCGAACUACGACAUCGUGCUGAGGGCAAGGCGUACGCACCCCAGUGUCUGCAAUCAGUCGCAAAGGAGAUCUUCUCUUUCGGGAAGAGUCGCGCCUUUCUGCAUCAACUAGAGCAGCGUGACGAUGAGCUACAAUCGAUGGGCAACAUUUCUUCGAUGUUGCCGGACUUUGCUCCAAUCCUUCGGCAAUGUGGGGGAGAGUCGUUGAUGCUGUUCCCGCAGUUACUCGACACUGUCCUCAACUCAUGGGUUACGAACAUGUCCACCGAUUGCACGCCUUUACCGCGUUCCAAGCUGUGCCAAGACUACCACAUGCUUCGCACACUUGAGAGUCUUCCACUAGUAUACUUCUCUGCCGACGGCGCUCGCUUCCAGGACUUCGCACAGGCUCUUUUCGAUCGGAUAAAGCGCAGUCAGCGAUCAUGGGCUGAUACUUUCAUCCUCACGGAGUCAGCGCACGACACGAUCGGUAGCGCCUCGGGCGUCUUUGCGGAGCACAUGCAGAUCCUCGUGUCAGAAGAUCGACUGAAGCAGUCAGCCGCGAGUCGCAACUUGCAGAAGCUCUCAUCAGUAGGCAUGACUUACACAGUGGCCUGGCCGAUACAGAACAUCACCAGAUCUGCGACUUCUUCCUUGCACUCCAAAGUCUUUACCUUCUUACUGCAGAUCAGCUACGCAAGCAGCAUCUUGCAAUCCGCUCUCUUUGAUCUGCGCUUUGAAGAAGCGGUCUCUCAAACACUGAUGGCGAUGCGGCAACGACUCCUUUGCUUUAACAACGUUCUGCACGACCACAUUACAAUAACGGCGGGCACGAUACAUGAUGACAUGAUGAAGCGCAUGCACACCGCUAGGGACAUUGACACGAUGGUGGCGAUAUGGGCGGAGUAUGAGAAGAGGCUGCAGCUUGGCUUACUCUUGACAUCGAACAUGGCCCCUGUGCGGGGCGUUAUCCUCGAGAUUCUUGCGAUGAGUGAGCUGCUUUCGUUAAAGCGGAGUGCGGACUUGCAAGGCCAGCUUGAAAAGGACUUGCCGUUUCUCGUAGCUGGCAUACGAGCUGUCAGCCGUGCUGGUGGCGAAGCUGCGCUUGAGGUACUGGCUGAGAGAUUAGACUGGAUGAUAAGCUCAUGA
Molecule: messenger RNA, 2436 nt
Organism: Fulvia fulva
Lineage: Eukaryota; Fungi; Ascomycota; Dothideomycetes; Mycosphaerellales; Mycosphaerellaceae
Exons: 1
Coding region: 1-2436 (811 amino acids)
Biological process (GO): cytoplasmic microtubule organization; microtubule nucleation; spindle assembly
Cellular component (GO): spindle pole; gamma-tubulin complex; equatorial microtubule organizing center
Molecular function (GO): gamma-tubulin binding; microtubule minus-end binding
Source: RefSeq, a predicted model, not a curated record